Molecule: messenger RNA, 918 nt
Organism: Fusarium coffeatum
Lineage: Eukaryota; Fungi; Ascomycota; Sordariomycetes; Hypocreales; Nectriaceae
Exons: 1
Coding region: 1-918 (305 amino acids)
Biological process (GO): ubiquinone biosynthetic process
Molecular function (GO): 2-methoxy-6-polyprenyl-1,4-benzoquinol methyltransferase activity
Source: RefSeq, a predicted model, not a curated record
AUGUCGGCUCCGUCCCGGCCGGCGGGUGCCCUCUUCCGCAACCUCGCCCGAUCUAGUCGGCGAUCAUUGGCUCUCCCAUCGUCAGCAAACCGUGCUAUCGCAGCUUCUACCGCGACAUCACCUGCUCUACGAUGGCACUCUACUUCCUCGUCAUCCAACAACUCAUCACAGAACUUCUCCUCUGUCAACCCCGAUGAGGUUUCACACUUCAAUGCCCUCGCCGCCGACUGGUGGGAUCCUCAUGGCUCCUCCCGACUACUUCACCUCAUGAAUCCUCUACGUCAUGACUUCAUCCGCGAAUGUCAGCGCAACGACCCCGAUGCUCCCACUCGCGACCUUAGAAUCCUCGAUAUUGGCUGCGGUGGCGGAAUUUUUGCUGAAAGUGCUGCCCGUCUACCGACUACACGCCAUGUCACUGCUAUCGAUCCCACCCCCGAAGUCCUCGCUAUAGCGCGUGCGCAUGCCCGCAAAGAUCCUGGUCUUCGCUCUAAGCUUGAGUACCGCCAGACAUCCAUCGAGAACCUACAUAUCCCUGCGACGCCGCAAGAGGCCUACGAUAUCGUCUCGCUUUUCGAAGUUAUUGAGCACAUCGAUGCUCCAGGCGCAUUCCUGGAAAAGGUGCGCCCAUUUGUCAAACCUGGAGGAUGGCUUGUCAUGAGCACAAUCGCACGUACUUGGAUGAGCUGGUUUACUACCAACUUUAUGGCUGAGGAUGUUCUCGGUAUUGUUCCCAAGGGAACCCACGAUUGGAACAAGUAUCUUAACGAGGAAGAGCUAAGGACUUUCCUCGCAGGCCGAGGCUGGAGUCACCCUAUGGUCCAGGGCGUUAUAUAUGUUCCUGGACUUGGCUGGAAGCAGGUCAAUGGAAGUGAGAAGGUGGGCAAUUACUUUUUUGCUGUGCGAAGAUCUGAGCCUUAA